AUGGUAGAAAUAUACGAGCGCCCUGGGCCCCCAGCCCCUCCAGCUGAGGACGAAGACUGGCCCCAUGGAGACGGCAUUCCCGAUGACGAUGUCAAAUCCGCCAUAGCCGCCAUCACGCACGCCAGACAGUUCUGGGAUAAGUAUGAAGACCCCACUAGCAGGAAAGCCAACCAGAGAGAGAAAUUCUAUACCUCACUUGACGGUCACAUCGCGCGACUGGAGGAUGUCUGGGAAGCGGUAGCUUCAUACAACGCGGGAAAUUUCUCUUACACGUCGCGAGGCACAACAAUGGACACCACCCCGCGGAAUACCGAACUCCUUAGCUUGUGGGAACGGCUAAUCACCACCCAAGAGGCGCAAGACGACGAAGUCGACAUCAUCGGUUAUCUGACCAAAAAGCACGGCAAGAAAGAGAAGGCAUCGGAUGGACCAGACGUUCGGAAGCCGGUGUAUGUCUCCUGGUCAAAGGAACAGAAGCCGCUAUAUCGGACGUACACGGGGAUGCUAGUUCGCCAGCCAGACAUAGUAUGGCUGCCGAACGCGACAGUCUUUGCAGCUGAGAAGGAAGCCGAGAAUCGAUGGCGCGAUGUCAGGGAUCGGGUCGACGCCAAUGAGCUUUGGGCAGUUAAGCUGGCGUCUUUACGGAAGCUUACCCCCAAAGCAAACAGCGCUACAAUCGCAUACGCAGCGGUAUAUUUGGAAUACUACCGAGAGCAUGAGCCUAAUCUGAAGACCAUGCGUGACUGCGAAGUUGACAAGUUCAUAGUCCAGUUCUUGGAUGCAAGAGUACUGCGACCGGAAGCUGGUACGGACGAUGAUUUGAAGCUCAAGCCAUACAAGUCUCCUAGGGAUGUCGGUAUCUUUGCGUCCAACUAG
Alternaria conjuncta is the source of this 876-nucleotide messenger RNA. RefSeq lists its product as uncharacterized. NCBI's taxonomy places the organism in Eukaryota, Fungi, Ascomycota, Dothideomycetes, Pleosporales, Pleosporaceae. The transcript is spliced from 3 exons. The record is from RefSeq and is a predicted model, not a curated record. Bases 1 to 876 code for a protein of 291 amino acids.